Acipenser ruthenus (sterlet) is the source of this 2817-nucleotide messenger RNA. RefSeq names its product solute carrier family 41 member 1-like. The transcript has 10 exons. Gene Ontology annotation, biological process: monoatomic cation transport. NCBI's taxonomy places the organism in Eukaryota, Metazoa, Chordata, Actinopteri, Acipenseriformes, Acipenseridae. The coding region runs from base 795 to 2156 and encodes 453 amino acids. Gene Ontology annotation, cellular component: plasma membrane. Gene Ontology annotation, molecular function: monoatomic cation transmembrane transporter activity. The record is from RefSeq and is a predicted model, not a curated record.
CUUAAAAUUUGGCUGCAGUGCUUUCUAAUCAUCCCAGCUUCUAGGAAACUAGCAGCAUCUUGAAAGUGACAUCAGGAGUAGAGUGUUUGUUUUAGAAACUGAUUGGACUGUGUAUCGGCAUUCUUUUAGAGGGAGACAGGGAGCUAUUUUGAGUGUGAGCAGAAUGAUCGGACAUGCCACUGUAACAUCACACACCUUGCCUAAAGACCAGUGAGGAGACAUGUGUUCGUGACAGGCACAAGCAGUAAGAAAAUAACUGCAUGUCCUUCUGACUCCUCGUUCAGACUGAUGCCAGUCGCCUGCAAAGACUGCCGACUGCCUGUCCUUUUGUGACCUUGCACAGAAUCAGCUCUAUCGUUUUUAAUCGGAACAAGAAAACUGGGCUUUGUUUUUGGACGUGUGAAAAUACAGCUGAUAGUCUUUUAGAUUGCUUUCACCUUACCAAGACGUCAAAGGCUGAUGUGGAUCAAUAUCUUUGAAUUUCAACUCCUUUACCAGUCUUGAAUGACAUUUGAUUAUUUAAUGGGAAUAUUUCUGUAUCAAUAUUGAGGAGCUCUUGAAUCACCUUUUACCAAAGCAAGGGGCAACCUUGCUCCAGGUCCAGUCGUCUGUGAUCUGAUUCAGUCUGUAAGAUACAUCAGUUCAGUCUGGAAUGUUUGACAGCGUGACGAGUUAAAAAGCCAAACAUUUUUCUGACUCUGGUUGACCGGCUCAAUAAGCCCGUUGGGUGGUGGCAGUUCUGGGUGAACCUGUUCUUUUGACCAGCUUCCUGAGCAUGGGUUAGCAGCCAAGUCAUGGUUGUUACCCAAUUGGAACUGGAGUUCUGCUUCCAGGGGAAGAAGCUGCGUGCUUUCACCUGUAAGCUAACCAAGUCUGCCAAUGGCUUCCUGCCAGAAAGCUCCUGGAGUAUCGCCACCCAAGUUCUCCUGCCGUACCUGGUGGCUGGACUCGGCAUGGUGGCAGCUGGCUUGGUGAUGGAUAUAAUGCAACACUGGGAGGUAUUCAGGACCAUCACAGAAGUGUUUAUCCUGGUGCCAGCCUUGGUGGGAUUGAAGGGAAACCUUGAAAUGACCCUGGCUUCCAGGCUGUCGACCGCAUCAAACACUGGUCAGAUGGACGACGCACGGGAACAGUGGAGGAUGGCUACCUGCAACCUAGCCCUGAUUCAGGUCCAGGCCACCGUGGUGGGGCUCCUGGCUGCAGUAGCGGCUGUCGUUCUGGGGUUUAUAUCUAAAGGACACAUUGAUUUGGAGCAGGCCGCGGUUCUGUGUGCCAGCAGUGUCACGACUGCCUUCAUAGCUGCCCUGUCGCUAGGUCUGGUCAUGAUUGGGGUCGUUAUUGCAUCCAGAAAGCUGGGGAUAAACCCUGAUAAUGUGGCCACGCCUAUUGCAGCCAGUCUUGGGGACCUGAUAACCCUUUCACUGCUGGCCGGAAUUAGCACUGCACUCUACAAAUAUAAAGAUAUCUCUUACCUGUCUCCCCUGGUCUGUGUCCUGUUCAUUGUGCUGAUCCCACUCUGGGUGGUCAUCGCUAAGAGAAGCCCUCAGAUCAGAGAGGUGCUGAAGUCAGGCUGGCAGCCUGUCAUUGUCGCCAUGUCAAUAAGCAGUAUUGGUGGUCUUAUUUUGGACAAAACUGUGACAGAACCUGACUUUGAGGGAAUGGCAGUCUUCACCCCAGUUAUAAACGGUGUUGGAGGGAACCUGGUUGCCAUCCAGGCCAGCCGAAUCUCCACCUACCUCCACUUCUGGAGCAUGCCUGGGGUUCUGCCCUACAAGCUGAGGCAGCACUGGCCCAACCCCUGCACUACCUUCUUCUCCUCAGGAGUUAAUUCCAGAUCAGCCCGUGUCCUGUUCUUGCUGGUAGUCCCUGGUCACCUGGUGUUCUUGUACACGAUCACCCUGCUCCAGGGAGGCCACAUGGCAGUAACUCUCACCUUCGUCCUCUUCUACUUGACUGCCGCUCUCCUUCAGGUGGGAAUCCUGCUGUACGUGGCAGACCUGAUUGUUCGGUUGAUGUGGCGGAAGGGUCUGGACCCUGAUAACUUCUCCAUCCCCUACCUCACCGCGCUGGGAGAUCUGCUGGGCACAGGCUUCCUGGCGCUCUGCUUUCGCCUGGUCAUACUGGUCGCAGGAGCGGACGUCAAGCCAGGCAACUGAGCCUGCCGUCCUGCGUCUCUGCCUGUGUAUUCACUAGAACACAUUUUACUGCAGUCUCAUUUGGUAUAGCUAUGUCAAAAAACAGCAAGUUGUAUCCAUAUUUUUUUUAUUAAGACAGUUUUUGUUUUCCUCAAUGUUUUUCAAGCCAUUUCAUUUGUCAAUUUUUUCAUGCUUGCGGUCUGAUUUAAGAUCAGUUUGCAAAACAACAUUUCAGAGCAAUAGUACGUCAAGAUUACAUCCCUGGGAAUAAGAGUUACGAUUCAACCCCACAACUGUACAAUAUUUAAAAAAGUAUAACAUUUGAAAUCUAUUUAUUAUUGCUAACUCAACGAAUCAAUUACAGAACUGUGCAGUAUCAAACAAUUAUAAUAUCUAUAUAUCAUUUAUGAUUCUCAACAUAAUCUAAAUAAUAUUAUUUAGGAUUCAAUGCCAUAGCUGUGCACUUAUGAAAACACAAUCUAGCCGAGUCAUCAGAUGUUUGUGCCUAUACACUGUUGAUGUGUUAUCUGAGAGGCUUUAGGGGCUCCAUCUAGAGCAGCCCUUCUUGGCUGGCCUGUCUUGAGUCUUUUGGCUCAAAGGGAAAAUCUCAUUUGUGUUUAAAAUGUAAUUUUGUGUAUGUACAACUUUCAGUUGCAAGCACAAAUAAAAUGAUUUAAAUAUU